Lactuca sativa (garden lettuce) is the source of this 1636-nucleotide messenger RNA. RefSeq names its product P-loop containing nucleoside triphosphate hydrolases superfamily protein. Gene Ontology annotation, molecular function: GTP binding; GTPase activity. Gene Ontology annotation, cellular component: mitochondrion. The record is from RefSeq and is a predicted model, not a curated record. Lineage: Eukaryota; Viridiplantae; Streptophyta; Magnoliopsida; Asterales; Asteraceae. Gene Ontology annotation, biological process: mitochondrial translation.
CUCGGCAGGGUGUUACAGCAUCAGGAAGCCCAACUACCCAAGGAUAGCUUGCGAGUGCGAGUGGUAAUGGAUGAUUGAAAGGAGUUUGUACAAGUCUUCUGCAAUUAAGCUAGAGCCAGCUUGAGGAAUUAGAAAUCAUUGACAGAGUAAUUUUACGAUUAGGAUUAGCAUAUCAGGCUAAACGAGAGGAAACCAAUAAUUUAUGUCAGUGUUCUUAGCCCUUGUUCAUACAAUUUCUCCACCACACUGAUAUGUUCCUUUGUGGAUUCCAUUACUGGAUGUGAAGAAGAAGUGGGAGAUAGCAGGUGGUGGUCGGCACUAGUAAAGAAAGAGAAGUUGGAUAUGGGCUUAAUUUGGAUGCGAGAUCGAGAGCGAAAAAACUAAAGGUGUUUGCAUUUGAGUAACAAUUACAGUUUAAAUAUAAAUAAAGGUAUAAUUGUCAAUUUCAUUAAAAAAUCGUUGGAACUUAACCAUGAAACCACUUGAACUUUGUCCUCGAGGCACCUCAAAAUCCUGAUAACAAUGGUGGGAACGACUAGUUUUGUUAAAAAAUUGGGGAUUUCAGUUAUGAAAGUCUCAGAAAGCAAAUCUUCAAGUUGGUGGUAUAACCAUCACAUGCGUGCUGCAUCUCGUGCCAUUUUAGAGCGAAUCCCACUUGUCGAUCUUGUCCUUGAAGUUAGAGACGCUAGGAUUCCAAUGUCCUCAGAGUAUGCGCAAUUGAGAAAGUUUCCAUCUUCCUCAAAGAACAUUAUCGUACUGAACAAAAUGGAUCUUGCAAGUCACUCAAAAACUAAGGAAUGGAUGGAAUACUUUAAGGAGCUAAAUUACAUACCUUAUGCUAUAAAUUCUCAUAACAAGGACAAUAUCAAAGAGUUUCUAAACUUUUUACAAGCAAGAAUUAGAGACAUAAGAAGGAGUACAGAUUCUAGUAACACUCAAACAACUACAAUAAUGCUUGUUGGUAUUCCAAAUGUUGGGAAAUCGGCUUUUGCAAAUUCCUUACACCAGAUAGGAAGAAUUAGUGCCACAGAAAAAGGGAAGUUAAAACAUGCCACUGUGAGUCCACAUCCUGGAGAGACAAAAAAUAUCACAAGUUUCAAGAUUGCUAGCAAUCCCAAUAUCUAUAUCUUGGACACCCCUGGGAUUUUGCCUCCUGAGAUUCUUGAUGCUGAAAUCUCUUCUAAAUUAGCUUUAACUGGAGCUCUUAUUGACUCUGUGGUUGACCAAUCAAUGCUUGCUCAUUACUUCCUCUCAAUAUUAAACUUUAGUGAUGAAUAUAAAAAGUGGAAGAAUAUUUCCACUAUGGAUAAAAAAGAGAAUCAAAUUAUAAACGAUGAUCAUACACAGGAUUGUGUGGUGCAAUCUGUUCGUGGAGCUUUAUUUCAAGAGAUUGCAUCUUUCAAAGGUAAAAUGAAAGAUGAGAAGGAUAUGAUACAACUCAUUGAAGCACAAUUUACAACACUUAGAAAAGCUUUCAAUGUGAGUUUAGAUUCGUUUGAAGAUGCUAAUAGCAUAGUUGCCACUAAGCUUAUUAAUUUGUAUCGAACGGGGAGACUUGGUCAUUAUACUUUAGAUACACUUCCAAGGACUUGUGAAUAGUAAUUUAUAUAGAAGAUUUGAUUAGACUUUAUAGUUA